AUGAAAAGAUGGAGGGAUGGAAGAGCAGGGCUGUUGCUGCCAUUGGCCUUCCUGUUGCCCUGGGCACGUAGCUCACUGGCAUCAAAUGGCAGCGAAGGUGAUGCCCAGGGCACGCCACACUCAUGUGGCCGAGCCCUUGAGAGACGUGUGGUGGACUUGGAUCAGUCUGUGGGUCCCUUUACUGAGUCCUGCGGCCUGUUAACAUGUGGCCAGGGAAUAAGCGCCAGAUCUCAACCACAGUACAAUUUUUCUGCUAUCAUGGGAGGGGAACCUGUGAACAUCUUGGAGUUCCCAUGGCACGUAGGGAUUAUGAGUCUCGGCAAUCAUGUCUGUGGGGGAUCUAUUCUCAGUGAGUGGUGGAUUCUAACUGCAUCCCAUUGCUUCAGCCAAAUCAACAACUCGAACCUAGAGAUCAUGCAUGGCAGAGAUGACUUCAACAACACAGAGGACGUGACGUAUAAGGAAGUAGACAAGUUGAUCAUACACCCAAGUUUUGAUAGCUGGCUCCUGGACAAUGACAUAGCUUUGCUCUUGCUCAGAUCCCCAUUAAACUUGACUGUCAAGAGUGUACCCAUCUGCGUUUCAGAAGUCUCCAACGUACUGGCCUGGGAUAACUGCUGGGUGACAGGAUGGGGCAUUACCAAUACCAGUUUAGUAAAAGUCCAACCCUCAAAGCUUCAGAAAGUCCAUGUGGAGCUGUUCAGAUGGGACUGGUGUGGCCAGGUUUUGCCUCUACUAACCAAGAAUAUGCUGUGUGCUGGGGCUCAAGAUGCUGGGAAGGAUGCCUGCCAGGGUGACAGUGGAGGACCUCUAGUUUGCAACAAGAAGAGAAACAUAACCACUUGGUACCAGUUGGGAAUUGUCAGCUGGGGCGUGGGCUGUGGCAGGAAGAAUGUACCCGGAGUGUACACUAAGGUGUCGAAUUACCUGAAGUGGAUUAGAAAGGAGACAGCCAAGGCAGGAAAGCCUUAUGUGUAUGUGGAGGACUCUGCAUGCUCUUCUCCCGUCUCGUGCUGGCCUCUCCUGUUCCUAUAUUUUGUAAUGUUCUAA
Onychomys torridus (southern grasshopper mouse) is the source of this 1050-nucleotide messenger RNA. RefSeq names its product serine protease 52-like. Lineage: Eukaryota; Metazoa; Chordata; Mammalia; Rodentia; Cricetidae. The record is from RefSeq and is a predicted model, not a curated record. The coding region runs from base 1 to 1050 and encodes 349 amino acids. Gene Ontology annotation, molecular function: serine-type endopeptidase activity. The transcript has 6 exons. Gene Ontology annotation, biological process: proteolysis.